Molecule: messenger RNA, 2669 nt
Organism: Onychostoma macrolepis
Lineage: Eukaryota; Metazoa; Chordata; Actinopteri; Cypriniformes; Cyprinidae
Exons: 3
Coding region: 369-1703 (444 amino acids)
Biological process (GO): cell surface receptor protein tyrosine kinase signaling pathway; nerve growth factor signaling pathway; nerve development
Molecular function (GO): growth factor activity; nerve growth factor receptor binding
Source: RefSeq, a predicted model, not a curated record
UGAGAAGCGUUUCCCCCGGGCCUCGAAAGAGAUGACUGAAAACUAUUUUGGCCAAAGACCAAGUGUGCUUGAUCUUCAUAUUUUUUUCAACAGUAGCCGCUAGUGACUCGACAAAACUAGACAUUGAAUUGAGUUCAACUAUGCUGUCCUGUCACGCGCGUGCAGUGUGCGGUUAAAUCGACGGUCGUCGCUGUCCAAUAUUCAGGUGUUCAACCUUUGUUUACCUGUCUGCCUGCGUACCUUGGAAGAAGGUCUCUAAAUUAUCCAGGCAGGAUCUGAAGCAGACCAAAGUUCUUUCUCAGAAAGAAAGAGGGAAAGUGUGGAUGGAGAUUAUCCUGAAGUGUGAGGAUUGACACGUCUUGGGAGUGAUGCACUGGCUUCCCCUGGUUGCCAUGGUGAUCGCCUCGGCCCUGCCUUUCCCUCAAAGUCCUGUGCCCAGGCUUGUUGCCGCAAUGAUGGAGCCUGGCAGAAACGACAGCAACAGCAGCAUGCUGACCAACUCAUCAGUGGACCACGACUCUUCUCACAAUAACUACAGCACAGAUGACAUAGCUCCUCACAGAACAGUCGAUAAGCAGAGCACGUUUGAGGAGGACCAUAUAUCCAAAAGUAGAGCAAACCAAGAGAAUCUUCAAACAGAAGACAUUGUUGUCAAUAACCCAAAGCAGGACCACACAGGUGGAGGUAGGACUACAGGAGCAGAUGCCUCCUGGCCGCACAAUCCUAGGAAAUACAAAUCACAAAAAAUAGCCAGUUCCCAAAGCAACAAUAUUCUCAAGGACUAUCAGCUUGAACGUAGCCAGUUUCAUGAAGAAAGCAGUAUUGAGGCAGAGACUUUUCUUAAAGAUGACAGGAACGCAAGACGUGAACUGAAAGAUGGGCCUCUUGAAGGUCUGAGCUCUCCAGUGCAGGAACAUCUGGACGAAGCUCAAACGGACGUGAAAGAGUUGCUGCAGCAAUCUGGAGGCUUUGGAGCAGAACCAGGGUUUGGGUUUGAUGACAUAGGCCUACGAGAAGAAGAUCAGCUGCUUUUGCUGGACGCCCAUCCACGGGUACUCUUCUCCCCGGCCCUUUCCCCACCCAAACACCCGCCACUGCUCUUAAUGCUGGAGUUGGGCUUAUUGGCCGAUGACGUUGAGGAUGAGGAAAGUCACAUGAUGGAUGCUACCACGUCCGGUCAUGGGGACGACAAAGAAACAUACAGGAACUUACUCUUGGGUCUCUCUGAUUCUGACGGCCCCGUUUCAGGUGUCCGCCGCAAGCGUCAAGCCGCCCACACCGCACAAGGCAUCGAACGCUCCGUAUGCGAGGCCGAAAGUGGGUGGGUGACCAACAAGAAGACGGCGGUGGACUUCCGGAGCAACACCGUCACUAUUCUGCAAGAGAUCCAGACCCAGACUGGGCCGCUCAAGCAGUAUUUCUACGAAACAAAGUGUCGUAAGCCAGAUCUAAAUAGGAAAGGUGAAGUGCAGGCGGUGGAGGGGGCCAGCUGCUUGGGGGUGGAUAAGAAACACUGGAUGAGCAGGUGCGAAACCAAGCAGUCGUAUGUACGCGCGCUCACCUCGGAUGAAACCAAGAGGAUAGGGUGGAGGUGGAUCCGUAUUGACUCCUCCUGCGUUUGCGUGCUGCUCACUAGAGGAACGUACUACACUGAGAAGAAGUUGGAGAGGGGAAGAGAGCGAGAAGGCAAAAGGUACAGAUAGCUUGGGCUGUCUGAUCAAAGGAUUGAUGCGGAGUUGAAAGAUCAUGUGAAUUAAAGAGCGUUUAAGGGAGUGUAUCUGUUCUGGUCCACUGUGUGGGAGAUUUCUUUUCCAGAUGUUCCUGCAUCUCACUUGACAAAACCUUAUCGCUGUACCCCCAGUGUCUCACUGAGGGAUAGUCAUGAAAAUCACCCUCGCGUUGCUCAAAACCUGUAUGAUUUAUUUUCUCCUGUGGAACACAAAUGAAUACAGUGGUAAACUUUUUGGACACUAAGUCACUCGUAAAGAUGUUUGAAUAUCAUCGCAUUAGAUAUGAAUAUCAAACCAAAUGGCAUCUGGAAACAAGUGAUGCUAGAGCUUUUCACUUUUCUGAGCCACUUUUUUAAAAUGAAUUUUUAUGAAGUCAGUUCUCCUCAAGUUUAUGCUGGUUUUCUAGCAGAAUAACUGCUGGUGUAGUUCAUUUUAAUAACAAAUAUGAGAUGUUACUCAGAGUUUGACUCCCAAAAGGACUUUUUGUCUUGAUUUUGAACAAGAUUUAAAGACCAAUAACGAUAACAAGUGUGCAUGUGGGAUAAUUCUUUAAAAAGAAAUGCCUCUUGUUUUGAUAUUUUCACAUGUAAUGCAAAAAAACUUUAGACAUUUUUAAAUGUGGCUGAAGUGUCCAAAUACUGUAUAUUUAGUGCAUUUCAUACAACAAAGCCUGCUGACUUUCAAGUUGUUUUGCUUCAAAAAAAGUACUAUGGAAAAUGGUCCAUGGACUAUAUCAAAGUCCCUUUUAAGGAAAUUCACUCUGCAGCCAUAUUUGCAAUGCCUCUAGGUGGGUAAUCUUCCUGUAAAUUUACUCAUCCCCAUGUCUUUCAAGAUGUUUAUGUCUUUCUUUCCUCAGUUGAAAAGAAAUUAAGGUUUUUGAGGAAAACUUUCCAAGAUUUUUCUCCAUUUAAUGGACUUCAAUGGGAAACAAUGGGUUGA